Molecule: messenger RNA, 4853 nt
Organism: Micropterus dolomieu (smallmouth bass)
Lineage: Eukaryota; Metazoa; Chordata; Actinopteri; Centrarchiformes; Centrarchidae
Gene: kif26bb
Product: kinesin family member 26Bb
Exons: 11
Coding region: 1-4758 (1585 amino acids)
Biological process (GO): microtubule-based movement
Molecular function (GO): microtubule binding; microtubule motor activity; ATP binding
Source: RefSeq, a predicted model, not a curated record
AUGCUUCCAUCUCCCUCGUUGUAUGUACAGGUCAAAGUCAUACUGAGGGUGAGCCCAACGCUGUCAGAGGGCCAAAGCCAACCACCUGUUCUCCGGAUUGACCCGUCGAAGAAAAGAGUCACCAUAAUGGAACCGGUCAGCAAAAGCCAACCAUACUCUACGAUGACACUGGGCAGGGAUGGCAAAAAUCUUCUGAAGACCUUCAACUUUGAAGCUGCCUAUCCUCAAGAGUCAAGCCAGGCCGAGGUGUGUGCAGGCGUCUUGGCUGAUGUCAUCCGCUGCGUGCUCAGCGGCAGCGAUGGAUGUGUUCUGGGUUUGGGAUGUGCUGAUGUGGGCUCCUGGUCCAGCAUGGUGGGGAGUAGUGAGGGCAUCCAGAAGCUCGGGCUUAUUCCCUGUGCCAUCUCCUGGCUGUACAGUGCCAUCGAGCGGCGGAGGGAGAAGACCUGGACUGAUUUGACUGUAUCAGUAUCUGCUAUUGAGCUCUGCUGCGGAGAGGAUGACACGCUGAGGGAUCUGCUGGGGGAGGUCAUCCCCUCAGUAGGCGGUAUCCAGGACAGCCCAAAAGCCCAUAUUAGACUCCAAGAGGACCCUAUCUACGGGAUGCAGCUACGUAACCACAACCGGGUAAAGGCUCCCACUGCUGAGCGGGCUGCUGCCCUCCUGGACGCGGCCAUUGCAGCGCGUCGGCACAGUGACUUCGUUACGUACCUGUCCCACAGCUCUAUAAUGUUCUUCACUCUCCAUGUCCAGCCCCCUCGCACAGAAAGCAGCACCAUUGGGAAAGGUCCACGUGGCCCCACUAAGUUGACCAUGAUUGAUGUGUGUAGUGGUAUGAGGGGUAUGAGCAAAAAUAAACCUCCAUAUUCAGAACUGGGUCCUGUUGUCUUGUCUCUUCUAAGUGGACAUAAAACCACCCACAACAAGGUUAGUAAGUUGACUAUGCUCCUUCGAGAGUCCUUGGGCCAUGUAAAUUGCCAUACCACAGUGAUCGCUCAGGUUGCUGAUUCACUGGCACACCUUCAAGAGACCUUUUCCACUAUUCAGCUGGCUGCUCACAUCCGCAGGACACAGAAGAGGACGAAGCAAUCCACCUCAUGUUCUCCUUGCGGGAGGAGUUUGACUAAAGAUUAUGGGCCUCAGUCUUUGUCCCUGCGGGCAUUCCACUCCACCGAUGAGAUUGAUGUUGACACCCCUCGCUUCUGUUUGCGUGGUGAACUGGAUGAGCGCUCCAGCAGUGACCAGUCCUGUGACACAGUCAUCCAGCUUGACUCACAUGGCUUGGUCAAGUCCAAAGCAACCUCAAUACUGGCUCAACCUGAAUUUGUGCCCAUCAUACCCUCUUUGCAUCCGAACAAGGCUGACAUGGAGGACCCCGAGUUUACCGCUCUGCUCCAAGAGCUUCUGAGAAUUCCUCAGCUGCAGGGAGAGAAGAAGAACGAGGAAGCUGUUCAAGGGAAUACUGAAGUACCGAAAGCAGACACGAAGGGGCCAGAGAGGGACUGUCUUAAAUGUGACACAUUUGCUGAACUUCAAGAGCGUUUGGGCUGUAUUGAUGGAAGUGAGACAUCAACGGAUGUGCUCAAGCCAAAAGGGCCUUCUGUUAACAAUGCCACACCCAAAUCACAACCACAGAAAGGAAUUGGGAAACAGACAGACACAGAUUCAUCAGAAACACCACAGAUGCUGUUGAAUCAGGGGUUAGGCUGCAGUCAGACCUCUGUCGGAGAAAAACAAACAGAUGGUGCCUUCCCUGGAGACAGUUUUCAGAGAGAGGAUUCAGGUCUGUAUGACUGUGAGGAGUGUAGCGCAACCAGUUCCAGCGAGGAACUGCUGAAUCAAACUCUCAGUCUUAACAUGACCCGUCACUCUGAGCUGCCCAAAAAUGGAACUCUUAAGUCAGAUGGUCAGGACUUUGAUGUGAAUGCUCAGGGCUUGCCCGAAACCAAUUCCCUUGCACUUCAGCGUAAAGGGCAACAGGAGAGUCCUGAGGCUGCUGAUUGGUUCAAACAAGGCAAAAGGACUUCACCAGUUGGCAAGAGCUCCCCCAUAUCUCCUUCGGCCUCCUGCUCCUCUUCACACUCCACAGCUACCAGUGUUAUACUUGGAGAUGCCUUACCUAAUCGCCCCACCGAGGACAUUAAGGAAAUGAAAGCCACUAUCACAGUAACUGUUCAACAGCCACUGGACCUAAAAGGUCAUGAUGAACUCGUCUUCUCUAUGGUGGAGGAGGUGACCAUCAGUGGUGCAUUAAACAGAGGGAGAACAGGUGGAAACAUUAUUUGUAUUGGAGACACUGCCCAAUCACAAGCACGUGUUCAAGGCUUUGCCAGCUCUCAUCCAAUCAGGAUAAUCAGCAAUGUCAGUGAAGAACCUGUAGCUGCAGGCUCCUCUAACACAAACCAAAGCUCUGUAGUUCAAUCCAUAGCUACAGAGGCUACCACUGAAAAACUCCAGUAUCAAUUCAGAAGGGAAAAGAGGUUCUUACCUUCAUUUAUAAAUCCCAUGCUGAUAAAUACAGAUAUGGCUUGUGAGUUGGAAGGUGCAAAAGAAAAAGAAAAUCCUCCUGAUACUUUUACAGGAGUCACAUCACAGGCUGAGCUCAGAGUAACUAAUGUUAAAUGUCCUGAAGAUAGAAAUGCUCUUGAGAAGAGAAAUGGGACUUUUGCUUCUGAAACACAUGCCAAAAGGUCUGACAAAGUAUGUGACUCAAUUUUUAGCCAAAUUUCUUAUGACCCAAUGAUUUUAGAAGAUUCAGCUUUCUGUGAUGAAGCUGCAGAAAACAAAAGGUGUGGUAAGAGACCGAGAAAUACAGACAACAGCCACCCUAGAGACAGGGAGCAUGUUUAUUCCACUAACACUCCAAGGGGUUCAGAGGGUGGAGAAAUCGGUUCCAGACGUGUUGGGAAUGCCCCCAAGAGAAUUGGUGUUUCACCUGGUUGCCAAGAAACCGCCCCUGCUUUCUUUAAAACAGGUAGUUUGCCUAGAGCCUGGCAAAAUGCCAACUACCAGGACAGCUACAAUUGUGGUCACAUGGCUGAAGACCACAGAGACCCAAGGGGGGUGACAUCAUCUACCCCUUGUAGCCCAAGGGUAACUCUUGAGAGGAGGCAGGGCAGACAGCACUCCCCAACAAACCACAGCCCCCAUGUCUCCUCUCCUCAGAAAUAUGGAACAGAGUACAAACACCAUGCUAGUAGUACUCCCAGAAAAGGAACUGAAUCUUUGUUUGAGACCUCAAGUCUAAGAAUGAAACACGAUCAUAUGAAUGGGAGACUGAAGUCACCCAUUGAGGACAGUAGCAGGCUUUUCAGUGCCAAACUGGAGCAGCUGGCUACCAGGACCAAUUCCCUCGGGAGAUCCCCAAGGGACUUCCCAGCUCUGGAUAGAGGCAGUAGUAACACCUCCAUGAGCUCUAAGGGGAACUCCAAGGGAAGUUUUGAAGGGACUUGUAAGGGAGGUUAUAAAGGAAAUAACGAGGGAGAUUGUACCUUACCAAGGGCUAGCAGGAGCCCGAGGAAGAAUCCUCGGGCUGACCAGAGUCAUCACUUCUUUCCUUCUCAAAGCCCUGUAACUCAAUCUGCUAGACAUAUCCAUUCCAAGCUCUCUGCUGUGGGGAAACUUAAGAUGGCUAGCCCCAAAGUCCGUCGACUGUCUGCCCCCAGUAUCAAGAACCUCAGUCUCCCUCACAAAAGCCUCCGGCAGUCCAUCAACCGCAGCGCUAGUCUUUCCCCAGAUGGUAAAACUGUUAGCUUUGAGCGAACAUCCUCAUUCCUCUCCUCGUCCCCUCCACGGUCUUUUCACUCCAUCAGUCGCACUCCGAGUCAGAGCUCCACAUGCUCAUCCACAAAAUCUGCAAUCCAGGGUUUUGUCAAUGGCCGGAUCUCAGACCUCCUUAAGGAAAGGGCCUCUAGCCCCACUUCUGGAGGACUGGACCAAAUGACAACACUUCCCUCACCGUACAGCUGUGUGACUGCUCCCCGCAUGCCUGAUCACCAGAGUGGGCACGCAAGUGACACCACCAGUGUGUUGAGUGGAGAUCUGCCACCAGCUAUGGGGAAGACAUCCCUGCAUUUCUCUAACAGGAACAGCAUGGUGAGCAGUGGAUAUGACAGCAUGGUGAGGGACAGUGAAGCCACAGGCAGCAGCACCUCAAACAGAGAUUCUGUCAGCGACAGGAGCGGCUCUCUCCUCAGUGUGGCUUGCAGCAGCCGAUCAUCUCGGAGGAGAGGUAACACAGGUACUCACCAGCGUCGUCUUUCUCAUGAUACACCCCUUUCCCUGAGACGCUCGGCUAGCGGUCUGCGUUCUCGCUGGGUGGAUCGGGGAAUUCCAGAGGCCUACGAGAUCAAGGUCUAUGAGAUCGACAAUGUGCAGAGGAUGCAGAAAAGAGCAGGUGCUGGCAAACAGGGGCCUGCAUGCUUCAGCGCCAAGCUGAAGUUUUUGGAGCACCGUCAGCAGAGGAUGUCAGAGGUCCGAGUCAAAUACAACAACCUGAGAAGAGAGCUAGAGCAGGCCAAACACAACCUUAUGCUGGAGCCCGCCAAGUGGAACCAAGAGUUCGACCUGUGGCAGACCUUCGCGGUGGACUCCCUGGAGCAUCUGGAGGCUCUUGAAGUAGUGACAGCUCGGCUAGAGGACAGGCUCAACCUCUGCAAGGCCAAUGUCAUGAUGGUCACCUGCUUUGAUGCUGCCACCAGGAGACGGCAUAAAAAGCGACGUCGAAAAACGCCAGAGCAGAGAGCCUUGAAGGGAAUCUGAGUUGAAUUAUAGUGCUACAGAUUGGAGUUUUGUUCAAUAACAUCUGGCUUCGGAGGGAGGCCAAUGGUCAGGGCCAGUGACAGAGCUACAGUUCA